Molecule: messenger RNA, 1005 nt
Organism: Cladocopium goreaui
Lineage: Eukaryota; Dinophyceae; Suessiales; Symbiodiniaceae
Source: the annotation of a GenBank genome assembly
AUGUGCAUCGGUGGUCGAGAACAGAUGACAGCACCCAAGGUGACAGAUCCCUUCGCGGAGUGCGUCGCAGUGUUGAGGAGAGUGGAGGGCGAAUUUCAUUUUGCCCUUCCUCUUCGCUUACUUGGUGCUGUUUUGCUGGUCCUGGGGAGCUGCUGGGCCUUCACCCGCUUUGUGGUGGCCAAUAGCUUUCUCCUGGUGAUCUUCGCUGGAGCGGCGUGCCUGGUGCUGUCGGUGCUGGCGGACCCGCGGGGCCUGGUGCGCUUUCUGCCCGAGGAGCAACGAGACUUCCUGUUCAACGGAAGAAUUUUCGACAUCCUGCAUGAUGAUACACCAGUCGUCAAUGCCAUUCGAAAGUGGGGCCCGGUACAACUCCUACUGGCCCAAGACGGGAAGCAAGCAGAACCCAUUCAACAUCUCGUCCAGAACAUGGAGCCAGAAGUCUUGCGACUGGUGUUGUGCCGAAGCUUCUUCAGUUUUCUUCCAGGUCCCUUGCGUCUGCUGAUGCUGCCCAGUGAACAACUGAGCAGCGAGACCCUUGAGGCCAAAGGCGACGCUAAGGAAACGACCGUGACAAAGGUGACCGAGAACGUGGAGGAAGUUCCAUCCGUGGAAUGGAUUCAAAAUUUCUUGCAGGUGAGAAAUCAGAAGAAGCAAGAGAAGAUAAAAUAUCCUGAGCUGAUGCCUUUGGUGGCAAGCACUUUGGGGCUGCAGCUGGCACCCUUCAUGGCGUACGGCCGGUCCUUCUUCCGAUGGGUGCAGUUUGUGGCCUUGACGAGCGGCAUCGGUUCGCUACUCUCAGCUGGGUUGUUCUUUCAUGACACUGGUCGUUAUGCGUUGCAACGAGCGGCCAGUGGACUUUUGCAGAGGAGUGUGGUGCCAGAUGCCCGAUGGUCAAAGGUGGCGGCCGCUGUCAGCCUGUUCAGUGCAGGCGGAGCGAUCGUGGUGUCCAUCGUUUGCGAGCGCUGCAAACGACGCUGGGCAGAGAGUGACCGAGAAGGGCGCUGA